This is a messenger RNA of Dentiscutata erythropus, 133 nucleotides long. The record is from the annotation of a GenBank genome assembly. Lineage: Eukaryota; Fungi; Glomeromycota; Glomeromycetes; Diversisporales; Gigasporaceae.
AUAUCCAAGUCAUUUAAGAAAUGGUAACACUGGAAAUAAAGCCGUAGUGAAGGUCCUAUCAACGCUAUAUGAACGUGAUGGUGUCUAUGAAUUGGCUAUAAAGAUGUGGUCCGAAACUAUAACUAGUCCUGUA